This is a messenger RNA of Cryptomeria japonica (Japanese cedar), 771 nucleotides long. RefSeq lists its product as uncharacterized. Gene Ontology annotation, biological process: DNA repair; telomere maintenance. Lineage: Eukaryota; Viridiplantae; Streptophyta; Pinopsida; Cupressales; Cupressaceae. The coding region runs from base 1 to 771 and encodes 256 amino acids. Gene Ontology annotation, molecular function: DNA helicase activity. The record is from RefSeq and is a predicted model, not a curated record. The transcript has a single exon.
AUGAUUGUUCAAGGCACUGUUGGCACUGGUAAAUCUUUUUUAAUAGAUUGUAUUAGGAAAGAAUUAAACAUAUCUCCACCUGUGACGACAAACCCAUUGCUUGUUUUAGCACCAAUAGGUGUUGCUGCAUUUAAUAUACAAGCAACAACAAUCCAUGCAGGGUUGCGCAUACCUAUAAGAGAAAUGCAUCCUUUGAUAGGGCAGUCAUUAAUGACAUUGCAAGAGCAAUUGAAACAUAUCAAAUAUAUUCUGAUAGAUGAAAUGAGCUUUUUAGGCCCGAAACUACUACUUAAGAUAGAUAACCGCUUACGCCAAGCAUUCCCUAACAAUCAACAUGACAGCUUUGGUGGGGUGUCCAUGAUUCUUGUUGGUUAUCUUGCUCAGCUUCCCCUUGUAAUGGAUAAACCUAUAUAUGCUUCGCACUCUACAGCCCUCAGUUUAUGGCAUUCUUUUACUAUUGUCAUAACAUUGGACACUAUUUUCCGCCAGCAAGGUGCAUCUAUAAGACAACAACAAUUCAGAGCACUCCUUCACAACUUAAGAAACGCUCAAGCACUGCAACAUGAUUGGCAGUUUCUGAUGUGCCAGACAAAUGCAACAUUAACUUUUCAACAAAAGAAAGAUUUCAACUCUUCGAUCCACCUAUUUGCAACAAAUGAAUCUGCACGCUUGCAUAACAGGAAAAUGCUCAAAGAAUUAAAUUUGUCUAUCGCUCUAAGUUUAGCUAAAAUUGGUAAGCAAACAAAUACUGAAUAUGACAACAAUGAAUAG